Pongo pygmaeus (Bornean orangutan) is the source of this 3696-nucleotide messenger RNA. It is a transcript of the gene SLC45A3, whose product is annotated as solute carrier family 45 member 3. Lineage: Eukaryota; Metazoa; Chordata; Mammalia; Primates; Hominidae. Gene Ontology annotation, cellular component: membrane. Gene Ontology annotation, biological process: transmembrane transport. The record is from RefSeq and is a predicted model, not a curated record. Gene Ontology annotation, molecular function: sucrose:proton symporter activity. Bases 672 to 2333 code for a protein of 553 amino acids. The transcript is spliced from 6 exons.
GGGAUGAGGGCUGGGGAACCCCCAGACCUGAGAGGUCCACUCCCUGCCCCCAACCUAGAGGACCGUGGAGAGCUCAGUUUGGAGCAAGGUGCUGGGGUCGCCCCUUCUCUGCCAUCUCACUGACCUGGGGCAGGGCAGCCUUGGUGGAGUGUGUGUCCGGGAGGUUGGCCCAGGGUGACCCCACCCGCUUUCCUCAGCUGAGUCAUUAUUCCUCGUGCCUCACCAGCCCCCGAUUUCCCCUUCUGUGGGGAGGGCUGCGGGGUGGCUGUGAAGGGGAGAGGAGCCGCUUCGGAGGAGCCUGGGAGAAAGCAGAGCGUCUUUGCAGUGUCUCCCUCUGUCACCCAGACUGGAGGCAGUGGUCCGAUCACUGCGCACUGCACCCUUGACCUCCCAGGCUCAAGCAAUCUCCCAUCUCAGCCUCUUAAGCAGCUGGGACCACAGGAUCUGAGUGAUGAGACGUGUCCCCACUGAGGUGCCCCACAGCAGCAGGUGUUGAGCAUGGGCUGAGAAGCUGGACCGGCACCAAAGGGCUGGCGGAAAUGGGCGCCUGGCUGAUUCCUAGGCAGUUGGCGGCAGCAAGGAGGAGAGGCCGCAGCUUUUGGAGCAGAGCCGAGACGAAGCAGUUCUGGAGUGCUUGAACGGCCCCCUGAGCCCUACCCGCCUGGCCCACUAUGGUCCAGAGGCUGUGGGUGAGCCGCCUGCUGCGGCACCGGAAAGCCCAGCUCUUGCUGGUCAACCUGCUAACCUUUGGCCUGGAGGUGUGUUUGGCCGCAGGCAUCACCUAUGUGCCGCCUCUGCUGCUGGAAGUGGGGGUAGAGGAGAAGUUCAUGACCAUGGUGCUGGGCAUUGGUCCAGUGCUGGGCCUGGUCUCUGUCCCGCUCCUAGGCUCAGCCAGUGACCACUGGCACGGACGCUAUGGCCGCCGCCGGCCCUUCAUCUGGGUGCUGUCCUUGGGCAUCCUACUGAGCCUCUUUCUCAUCCCAAGGGCCGGCUGGCUGGCAGGGCUGCUGUGCCCGGAUCCCAGGCCCCUGGAGCUGGCACUGCUCAUCCUGGGCGUGGGGCUGCUGGACUUCUGUGGCCAGGUGUGCUUCACUCCACUGGAGGCCCUGCUCUCUGACCUCUUCCGGGACCCGGACCACUGUCGCCAGGCCUACUCUGUCUAUGCCUUCAUGAUCAGUCUUGGGGGCUGCCUGGGCUACCUCCUGCCUGCCAUUGACUGGGACACCAGUGCCCUGGCCCCCUACCUGGGCACCCAGGAGGAGUGCCUCUUUGGCCUGCUCACCCUCAUCUUCCUCACCUGCGUAGCAGCCACACUGCUGGUGGCUGAGGAGGCAGCGCUGGGCCCCACUGAGCCAGCAGAAGGGCUGUCGGCCCCCUCCUUGCCUCCCCACUGCUGUCCAUGCUGGGCCCGCUUGGCUUUCCGGAACCUGGGCGCCCUGCUUCCCCGACUGCACCAGCUGUGCUGCCGCAUGCCCCGCACCCUGCGCCGGCUCUUCGUGGCUGAGCUGUGCAGCUGGAUGGCACUCAUGACCUUCACGCUGUUUUACACGGAUUUCGUGGGCGAGGGGCUGUACCAGGGCGUGCCCAGAGCUGAGCCGGGCACCGAGGCCCGGAGACACUAUGAUGAAGGCGUUCGGAUGGGCAGUCUGGGGCUGUUCCUGCAGUGCACCAUCUCCCUGGUCUUCUCUCUGGUCAUGGACCGGCUGGUGCAGCGGUUCGGCACUCGAGCAGUCUAUUUGGCCAGUGUGGCAGCUUUCCCUGUGGCUGCCGGUGCCACAUGCCUCUCCCACAGUGUGGCCGUGGUGACGGCUUCAGCCGCCCUCACCGGGUUCACCUUCUCAGCCCUGCAGAUCCUGCCCUACACACUGGCUUCCCUCUACCACCGGGAGAAGCAGGUGUUCCUGCCCAAAUACCGAGGGGACGCUGGAGGCGCUAGCAGUGAGGACAGCCUGAUGACCAGCUUCCUGCCAGGCCCUAAGCCUGGAGCUCCCUUCCCUAAUGGACACGUGGGUGCUGGAGGCAGUGGCCUGCUCCCGCCUCCGCCCGCGCUCUGCGGGGCCUCUGCCUGCGACGUCUCCGUACGUGUGGUGGUGGGUGAGCCCACCGAGGCAAGGGUGGUUCCGGGCCGGGGCAUCUGCCUGGACCUCGCCAUCCUGGAUAGUGCCUUCCUGCUGUCCCAGGUGGCCCCGUCCCUGUUUAUGGGCUCCAUCGUCCAGCUCAGCCAGUCUGUCACUGCCUAUAUGGUGUCUGCUGCAGGCCUGGGUCUGGUCGCCAUUUACUUUGCUACACAGGUAGUAUUUGACAAGAGCGACUUGGCCAAAUACUCAGUGUAGAACACUUCCAGCACAUUGGAGUGGAGGGCCUGCCUCACUGGGUCCCAGCUCCCCACUCCUGUUAGCCCCAUGGGGCUGCCGGGCUGGCCGCCAGUUUCUGUUGCUGCCAAAGUAAUGUGGCUCUCUGCUGCCACCCUGUGCUGCUGAGGUGCAUAGCUGCACAGCUGGGGGCUGGGGCGUCCCUCUGCUCUCUCCCCAGUCUCUAGGGCCGCCUGACUGGAGGCCUUCCAAGGGGGUUUCGGUCUGGACUUCUACAGGGAGGCCGGAAGGGCUCCAUGCACUGGAAUGCGGGGACUCUGCAGGUGGAUUACCCAGGCUCAGGGUUAACAGCUAGCCUUCUGGUUGAGACACACCUAGAGAAGGGUUUUUGGGAGCUGAAUAAACUCAGUCACCUGGUUUCCCACCUCUUAGCCCCUUAACCUGCAGCUUCAUUUAAUGUAGCUCUUGCAUGGGAGUUUCUAGGAUGAAACACUCCUCCGUGGGAUUUGAACAUAUGAAAGUUAUUUGUAGGGGAAGAGUCCUGAGGGGCAACACACAAGAACUAGGUACCCUCAGCCCACAGCACUGUCUUUUUGCUGAUCCACCCCGCUCUUACCUUUUAUCAGGAUGUGGCCUGUUGGUCCCUCUGUUGCCAUCACAGGGACACAGGCAUUUAAAUAUUUAACUUAUUUAUUUAACAAAGUAGAAGGGAAUCCAUUGCUAGCUUUUCUGUGUUGGUGUCUAAUAUUUGGGUAGGGUGGGAUCCCCAACAGUCAGGUCCCCUGAGAUAUCUGGCCAUUGGGCUGAUCAUUGCCAGAAUCUUCUUCUCCUGGGGUCUGGCCCCCCAAAAUGCCUAACCCAGGACCUUGGAAAUUCUACUCAUCCCAAAUGAUAAUUCCAAAUGCUGUUACCCAAGGUUAGGGUGUUGAAGGAAGGUGGAGGGUGGGGCUUCCGGUCUCAACGGCUUCCCUAACCACCCCUCUUCUCUUGGCCCAGCCUGGUUCCCCCCACUUCCACUCCCCUCUACUCUCUCUAGGACUGGGGUGAUGAAGGCACUGCCCGAAAUUUCCCCUACCCCCAACUUUCCCCACUGGCUCCACAACCCUGUUUGGAGCUAUUGCUGGACCAGAAGCACAAAGUGUGGUUUCCCAAGCCUUUGUCCAUCUCAGCCCCCAGAGUAUAUCUGUGCUUGGGGAAUCUCACACAGAAACUCAGGAGCACCCCCUGCCUGAGCUAAGGGAGGUCUUAUCUCUCAGGGGGGUUUAAGUGCCGUUUGCAAUAAUGUCGUCUUAUUUAUUUAGCGGGGUGAAUAUUUUAUACUGUAAGUGAGCAAUCAGAGUAUAAUGUUUAUGGUGACGAAAUUAAAGGCUUUCUUAUAUGUUUA